AAAGAGAAGCUAGGGUUCCAGUAAUGGCGAUCUCCUCUCCCUCUUCAAGCUGAUACCAAAAAGCGUCGAAAUUUCUUUAGUUGUAAACUAGGGAGUCUAUGAGUGCACAAAGACAAAAAAAUUUCUAGGUUUUUUUUUUUUUUUUUUGAGAAUCCAUGUGGUGGCGACGCGCAUCACUUCUCCGUGCCCAAUUAGUUGAGAGGACUUCAUGUAAGCCCUCUUCUCUCCUCCAUCGCUACUCGGAUGCAGCUCACACGAAGGGAAAGGCCGCUCCUUUACAGGAGAGAAGAAUGAGGGAUAGGGUUCGAAUAUGGGCCAAGGGAGGCGAUGGAGGAACUGGGUGUUGGAGUUAUCGACGUACUCGAACCGAUCGAUAUGGGAAACCUGAUGGUGGUAAUGGUGGAAGAGGAGGUGAUGUCAUUCUGGAAUGCUCUUCAGCUAUUUGGGACUUUAGUAAUCUGCAACAUCAUUUGAAUGCAAAGAGAGGGGGGAAUGGAGUAUCAAAGAACAAAAUUGGCAGUCGUGGAUCUGACAAGGUUGUGCAAGUGCCAGUUGGCACUGUAAUUCACCUAGUUAGCGGUGAAGCACCUUCAUUUGUUGAGAACAUUUCAGUUAAAUCUUUACAGCCCUGGGAAAUACCAGAAACCGAUGAAGCUGGCAAAUCUAGAUCUUUUCAGCCGAGUAAUAGUAGUGUCUUGGAUAAAGGUUAUGGCAGAAAUUCAGGUGGUUCUCAUCGUAAAGCUUUUGAAACCCCCAGAGAGAAAGCAGACCUUAAACGCUCUCAUUCUCAUUUUGAAUCAGACAGUAGAAUGUUGAGAGUUGAAGAAUACGGUGAUGAUGAAAUUGAAAUAGAAUUUGAACAAACCCCCAAAGAAAAAGCAAGCCGUAAACACUCACUUUCUCCUUACGAAUCAGACAGUGGAACGAUGAAAGUUGAAGAAUAUGGUGAAGAUGAAAUUGAUAUAGAAUUUGAAGGGAAGAGUAAUAGUAGCGUCUUGGAUAAAGAAACUACUGGUGAUUCAUCUUUAGCACAAUAUAAAGGUAAAGCUGAAACCUCCGAAAGAAAACCAAAAGUUAAGCGCUCUAUUAAAUAUUAUGAAUCAGAUGGUAGAAGGAUGAAGGUUGAAGAAUAUGAAAUAGGAUUUGAUGAUGAAAGUGGUGAGGGAGAUGAUGAAGAGUACUCAGAAGAAUAUGAGGAAGAAGAAGUGGAGGAGGAAGUGGAGUGUUCAGUUGCAGAACUAACUAAGCCAGGGCAAAGAUUAGUAGUUGCCCGAGGAGGAGAAGGUGGUCUCGGCAAUGUUGCUGUUAGAAAAAACCCAAAAAAUAUCAAACCUCACAGAAUUGACCAACACAAUGAUGACUCCACCGAUAACGAGCUUGAGGAUGAUGAGAAUAAUUCCUCACUUACCGCCGGUAUACCUGGCUCUGAGUCUAUUCUCAUACUAGAACUCAAGAGUAUUGCUGAUGUGGGUCUCGUUGGAAUGCCUAAUGCCGGUAAAAGCACACUUUUAGGGGCAAUCUCUAGGGCUAAACCUACCGUUGGUCACUAUGCUUUCACUACAUUAAGACCCAACAUAGGAAAUUUGAACUAUGAUGAUUUUUUCUCUGUCUCAGUUGCUGAUAUCCCCGGGCUAAUAAAAGGGGCACAUGAAAACCGAGGUCUAGGGCAUGCUUUUUUACGCCACAUUGAGCGUACUAAAGUCUUGGCUUAUGUUGUAGAUUUGGCGGCGACUUUGAAUGGUGGAAAGGGGAUUCCGCCAUGGGAGCAACUGAGGGAUUUGGUUAUGGAGCUCGAGUAUCAUCAAGAGGGGUUGUCAAAGCGUCGGUCAUUGAUAGUUGCUAAUAAAAUCGAUGAAGAGGGUGCGGAGGAUGUUUAUGAAGAAUUAAAGAGGAGGGUGAAAGGUGUUCCUAUAUUUCCAGUUUGUGCCGUGUUGGAAGAGGGAGUACCAGAAUUGAAAGAUGGGCUUAGAAGGCUAAUGGAUGGAAGUGAGUCACAGUUUCUUGAUAUUGAUAGGAUUAUGGUUGAUUAAAUUUUUUUUUCCCGAGAGUAUCCAAACUUUCCAUGAAGCACUUGGAUGGUGAGGAUCAAGUGCUUGGACAACUUUGUAUUCAUUAAUCGAGUAAUAAUUAUAAUAAACAAAUGGAAUGAGAGCUGAUCGUCUUGAUGGUUGGAGUUACACUGAGCCUGGGUGAAGACGAGGAAAGGGAGCACUUGAUGAAUAGCUGCUGAAUCUUUCCGAGAUGAGGAGGAAAUUUUCUUCAAAUAUUGACAUCAUUACUCAAUCCUCAAAACUUUGUGUGUAUUUUUUUUUCAUAAAACGAAAUGAAUCAGGGUCCAAUCCUGGUCACUUUUUGAUCUCA
Molecule: messenger RNA, 2361 nt
Organism: Asparagus officinalis (garden asparagus)
Lineage: Eukaryota; Viridiplantae; Streptophyta; Magnoliopsida; Asparagales; Asparagaceae
Product: probable GTP-binding protein OBGM, mitochondrial
Exons: 6
Coding region: 156-2030 (624 amino acids)
Cellular component (GO): mitochondrion
Molecular function (GO): GTP binding; GTPase activity
Source: RefSeq, a predicted model, not a curated record